This is a messenger RNA of Diachasma alloeum, 1406 nucleotides long. RefSeq names its product DNA damage-regulated autophagy modulator protein 2. The record is from RefSeq and is a predicted model, not a curated record. The transcript has 8 exons. Lineage: Eukaryota; Metazoa; Arthropoda; Insecta; Hymenoptera; Braconidae. The coding region runs from base 185 to 1381 and encodes 398 amino acids.
GUAUCAUCGGGAAGGUCGUGAGCACGUUGAUGAUCUCAGUGGAUGGACGUCCAGGGUCCGAUAGCCAACUGCCGCGCAGACACUCGUGAAUGAGAGCUGAGUCUCGUGUGAACACCUGAGACUGUUUGGUGGCCCUCCGAUCAGUGGGGGUCAAUUGGUCAACUGUCUUUGAUUUUGUUUGGGAAUGGCUGAGUUGGGGGGCAACAUGGAGAAACCUGACGAUUUUGACAAUCUACAUUAUCUGCCUAUCUGCAUGUGCGCCGCUUUGCCGAGCGUCUUCAUCAUUUCGUACAUAAUAGCAGUUUCCCUUGGACACGUGGUAGCAGGCUUCCCCUACAUUUCAGACACGGGAACUGUCCCCCCGGAAAGUUGUAUUUUCGGACAACUACUGAACAUGACAGCGGUCCUACUGGCCCUCGUGGUGUACAUCCGACACGCUCAACUGAAGGAGCUGCUGGUGUCGUCUCAAAUGCCCCAUUACUGGCAGAGGUUGAAUAGAGUCGCAUUUGCAGUUGGACUUAUAUCGACACUGGGCAUCUCAGUGGUCGCUAAUUUCCAGGAAACCUCGGUCCUCAGUGUUCACCUCAUCGGGGCCAUCGCGGCUUUCGGGGGAGGCACAGUCUAUAUUUGGCUGCAGGCAAUUAUUUCUUACAAAAUGCAACCUCUCGGCCCCGCUCCACUCGUCAUAAACCUGCGAUUAGCCCUGUGCAUGAUGUCUACGGUAUUGUUCUUCGCAACAUUCAUCGCUGCUGCAUUCUCGGCCAAGGCCUUCCACGUGGCCCUCGUGGUGUACAUCCGACACGCUCAACUGAAGGAGCUGCUGGUGUCGUCUCAAAUGCCCCAUUACUGGCAGAGGUUGAAUAGAGUCGCAUUUGCAGUUGGACUUAUAUCGACACUGGGCAUCUCAGUGGUCGCUAAUUUCCAGGAAACCUCGGUCCUCAGUGUUCACCUCAUCGGGGCCAUCGCGGCUUUCGGGGGAGGCACAGUCUAUAUUUGGCUGCAGGCAAUUAUUUCUUACAAAAUGCAACCUCUCGGCCCCGCUCCACUCGUCAUAAACCUGCGAUUAGCCCUGUGCAUGAUGUCUACGGUAUUGUUCUUCGCAACAUUCAUCGCUGCUGCAUUCUCGGCCAAGGCCUUCCACGGUGAAGAUGUGCGGAAGUGGCGGCCGGAGGACGGCGGGUGGGGAUUGCAUCUCUUCAGUAGUAUCUGCGAGUGGGCGUGUGCAAUCGUUGUCUGCAUUUAUAUAUUAACAUUUACCAACGAGUUCCGGGAGAUUCAGAUGAGCUGUCCGAAGAUAACCUUCAAGACGGACUACUCCCGGAAGACGUACCCCCUCUUCACGACCCUCUCGACCCCAACGAGUCCCUCUCACAGUCCCUGAUCCCCCCCAGGACGUACUGGUUACG